Molecule: messenger RNA, 1608 nt
Organism: Salvelinus fontinalis (brook trout)
Lineage: Eukaryota; Metazoa; Chordata; Actinopteri; Salmoniformes; Salmonidae
Product: dynein light chain Tctex-type 3-like
Exons: 5
Coding region: 113-457 (114 amino acids)
Biological process (GO): microtubule-based movement
Cellular component (GO): kinetochore; cytoplasmic dynein complex; cytoplasm
Molecular function (GO): dynein intermediate chain binding
Source: RefSeq, a predicted model, not a curated record
GCUUUCCUCCACUCGUUAACCACCUGUGACGGCAAACAGGAAAUCUCAAACAUUUAUCAAGCAGAUUUUCACUGGAAAAGCAGCUAUUUUUAUAAAUUUUAAGAAGGCGAGAAUGGAGGAAUUUUCUGGUGAAGAGGGCUCUUUCAACUCUGAAGAGGCCAGUAACUCCGUGAAAGAGUGUAUUCAGAGUAUCAUUGGAGAAGAGAGCUACAGACAGGACACUGUGAACCAGUGGACAGCCAAGAUUGUGGAGCAAGCCCUCACCCUGCUGGUCAAACAGACUAAGUCAUACAAGUACAUUGUUAGUUGUGCUGUCAUGCAGAAGAGUGGUGCUGGUCUCCACACAGCUAACUCCUGCUACUGGGACACUGUUACCGAUGGGAGCUGCACAGUGAAAUGGGAGAACCGCACCAUGUAUUGUGUGGUCAGUGUGUUUGCUGUGGCCUUAACCCCCUAGACCAGCACCAACCCUGAUACUGCUUAUAGUAGGUGCAAUGCUUCACUCAUCCUGCAGGGGAGGUAUUCAGUAGCUCACUGUACAUUCUAUGCUGAAUGGGACAAGCAGCGAGACGGCUAUAGAUGUGGUAAAGUGGUGAAUGGAACUCGACCAAAACAAUGGAAAUGCAUGUAGGAAAGAUCCUGACUCUCCUAAUUGCCCUCACACAAACAAUAACCUUAUUUUUCUGAUUUGACAAGACAUGUUCAUGCCAUCAAGAGUCACGUUUUUAAUGUCACAUGCACAAGUACAGUGACAUGUCUUUCUUGCAAACUCAAAACCCAACAGUGCAGUGAUCAAAAACAAUGUAAUACUAGAAGAAGAUAAACCAACUGACGACCACCACUGACUUCUGUAUGCUAGCUAUGCUACCAGCUUAUAGGAAUGAGAGUUAGCAUUUAGCAGUCACUUCUAAACCUGAAAAGGGACUACUUCUAAAUGUUAUGCAGUGAAAACAGCCAAGUAUAUCCAAAUCGAACUUUAGUAACCACAUUGUUGGCCCGUUACAAUACAUCAAUCAUGACGGAUUUGACAAAUAUAUACUUUGUUGGAUCAGAUUUGUUGAAUGUGCACCAAUCCUGCGUCCUUCUAUCCCCACGGUCUGCGUUCCAUUGACCUAUUUACUGCAUCUAUUGAAGUGCUCUGGAUGGGCUGAAAUGCUGUCUACCCUGAAGAGACUUUAUUCAUUGACUUUAAAUGCAUCAGUUGAAAUCUUCCUAUUAUGACAGCUUGGCUUCAAAGCUGCUACCAUACGAUACCAAUGUUCCAACUAUAAUGUUGGCUUUACUUAUAAUGAAUAAAUCCUUAUUUUGGAGGGUGCUUCUAUUUGUCCUGAUGUCCCACUUGAUAUAAGGUGAGGAAAAGCAGUGUGUUUAUGUACAUUAUUUUACACCACAGAUCAGAUGAACUUGCUUUAGGAAAUGCUAUGGAAACAGAUCACAGGAUAUUGUAUACAGAUACGAUUUCAAGUUGCAAUCAUUGUUUAAACAAAUGAAGAAUAAACAAGUUUCCAUAGAAAUAAUAAUAUUCCUGUAUUUUUGUGGGGUGGAAGAUGCCAUCGAUAGACUGUAGGACCCAUUGCUGAAUGUCAUUAAACGUUCAAAUUAACCCUU